Saimiri boliviensis boliviensis (Bolivian squirrel monkey) is the source of this 3030-nucleotide messenger RNA. The record is from RefSeq and is a predicted model, not a curated record. NCBI's taxonomy places the organism in Eukaryota, Metazoa, Chordata, Mammalia, Primates, Cebidae.
GGAGUAACCUGGGUGAUUCUGAGUGAAUCAGUCAGGGAGGCCUUCCUGGAGGGGGGCUGAGGCCCCAGCUUGUGGCCACCACGACGUAUCAAGCAAUUUCCAGUGUUGGGCUCAGGACUAGGAGCUAACGCGGCUGGGGUCCUCCUUGGCUCUGGAGGAUGAGGCUCCUCCGCAGACGCCACAUGCCCCUGCGCCUGGCCAUGGUGGGCUGCACCUUUGUGCUCUUCCUCUUCCUCCUGCAGAGGGAUGUGAGCAGCAGGGAGCAGGCCACAGAGAAGCCAUGGCUGAAGUCCCUGGUGAGCCAGAAGGAUCACGUCCUGGACCUCAUGCUGGAGGCCGUGAACAACCUUAGAGAUUCAAUGCCCAAGCUCCAAAUCAGGGCUCCAGAGCCCCAGCAGACUCUGUUCUCCACAAACCAGUCCUGCCUUCCUGGGUUCUACACCCCAGCUGAACUGAAGCCCUUCUGGGAACGGCCACCACAGGACCCCAAUGGCCCUGGGGCAGAUGGGAAAGCAUUUCAGAAAAGAAAGUGGACCCCCCUGGAGACCCAGGAAAAGGAAGAAGGCUUUAAGAAACACUGCUUCAAUGCCUUUGCCAGUGACCGGAUCUCCCUGCAGAGGUCCCUGGGGCCAGACACACGACCCCCUGAGUGUGUGGACCAGAAGUUCCGGCGCUGUCCCCCACUGGCCACCACCAGCGUCAUCAUUGUGUUCCACAACGAGGCCUGGUCCACGCUGCUGCGGACAGUGUACAGCGUCCUACACACCACGCCUGCCAUCUUGCUCAAGGAGAUCAUACUAGUGGAUGAUGCCAGCACUGAGGAGCACUUAAAGGAGAAGCUGGAGCAGUACGUGAAGCAGCUGCAGGUGGUGAGGGUGGUGCGGCAGGAGGAGCGGAAGGGGCUGAUCACCGCCCGGCUGCUGGGAGCCAGCGUGGCACAGGCGGAGGUGCUCACGUUCCUGGAUGCCCACUGUGAGUGCUUCCACGGCUGGCUGGAGCCCCUCCUGGCUCGAAUCGCUGAGGACAAGACGGUGGUGGUGAGCCCAGACAUCGUCACCAUCGACCUUAAUACUUUCGAGUUCGCCAAGCCCGUCCAGAGGGGCAGAGUCCAUAGCCGAGGCAACUUUGACUGGAGCCUGACCUUUGGCUGGGAAACACUUCCUCCACAUGAGAAGCAGAGGCGCAAGGAUGAGACCUACCCCAUCAAAUCCCCGACGUUUGCUGGUGGCCUCUUCUCCAUCUCCAAGUCCUACUUUGAGCACAUCGGUACCUAUGAUAAUCAGAUGGAGAUCUGGGGAGGGGAGAACGUGGAAAUGUCCUUCCGGGUGUGGCAGUGUGGGGGCCAGCUGGAGAUCAUCCCCUGCUCUGUCGUAGGCCAUGUGUUCCGGACCAAGAGCCCCCACACCUUCCCCAAGGGCACCAAUGUCAUUGCUCGAAAUCAAGUGCGCCUGGCAGAGGUCUGGAUGGACAGCUACAAGAAGAUUUUCUAUAGGAGAAAUCUGCAGGCAGCAAAGAUGGCCCAAGAGAAAUCCUUCGGUGACAUUUCGGAACGACUGAAGCUGAGGGAACAACUGCACUGUCACAACUUUUCCUGGUACCUGCACAAUGUCUACCCAGAGAUGUUUGUUCCUGACCUGACGCCCACCUUCUAUGGCGCCAUCAAGAACCUCGGUACCAACCAGUGCCUAGAUGUGGGUGAGAACAACCGUGGGGGGAAGCCUCUUAUCAUGUACUCCUGCCACGGCCUUGGUGGCAACCAGUACUUUGAGUACACAACUCAGAGGGACCUUCGUCACAACAUCGCAAAGCAGCUGUGUCUACAUGCCAGCAAGGGUGCUCUGGGCCUGUGGAACUGUCAUUUCACUGGCAAGAAUAGCCAGGUCCCCAAGGACGAGGAAUGGGAAUUGACCCAGGAUCAGCUCAUCAGGAACUCAGGAUCUGGUACCUGCCUGACAUCCCAGGACAAAAAGCCAGCCAUGGCCCCCUGCAAUCCCAGGGACCCCCAUCAGUUGUGGCUCUUUGUCUAGGACCCAGAUCAUCCCCAGAGAGAGCCCCCACAAGCCCCUCAGGAAACAGGAUUGCUGAUGUCUGGGAACCUGAUCACCAGCUUCUCUGGAGGCCUUAAAGAUGGACUUCUAAGCCCACUGGGUGGCGAGGCAGGACCUUCCUACUCCUUGCAACAACACUGGGCCCAUUUUCUUUCCUUCACAGUGACAGAAGAGACCAUUAGGACAUAUAUUUAGCCUGGGGUUUUCCUUCUGUCCUAGAAACGGAGGCUUCCGAAGCAGGAAAGGCAACUGGAGGGUCCAGGGCAGCAAUGCUGAGCUCAAGAAACAUACUGCAGGCUGGGCACAGUGGCUCACACUGGAAAUCCUAGCACUUUGUGAAGACAAGGUGGGAGAACAGCUUGAGCCCAGGAGUUUGAGACCAGCUUGUACAACAUAGUGAGGACCCCAUCGCUACCCACCCCUAAAAAAAAUAGCUGGGCGUAGUGGCUUAUGCCUGUAGUCUCUGCUACUCGGGAGGCUGAGGUGGGAGGAUUGCUUGAGCCCGGGAGGUUGAAGCUGCAGUGAGCCUUGAUCAUGUCACUGCACUCCAGCCUGUGCAACAGGUGAGACUCUGUCUCAAAAAAAAAAAAAAAGAAGAAGAAAAGAAAAAAAAGGAAAGGAAAAGUACUUCUACAGCCAUGUCCUGAUUCCUUGAUCAUCCAAAGUACCUGCAGAGUCCAGUGAAGAGUCCAUAUUCUGGCCGGGCACAGUGGCUCAUACCUGUAAUCCUAAUUCUUUGGGAGGCCCAGGUGGGCGGAUCACCUGAGGUCAGGAGUUUGAGACCAGCCUGGACUACAUGGUGCAACUCUGUGUCUACUAAAAAUACAAGAAGUAGCUGGGUGUGGUGGCAGGUGCCUGUAGUCCCAGCUACUUGGGAGGCUGAGGCAGAAGAAUCGCUUGAACUCAGGAGGCAGAGGUUGCAGUGAGCCGAGACCAUGCCAUUGCACUCCAGUCUGGGUAACAGGAGCAAAACUCCAUCUCA